GACUACAUUGGUAACACAUAUGGCUGCGGCAGUGUGUUCCCCGGUCAGAAUUACUGUCAACAAGUGGGCGUUGCUGGCGAUUGCCCGAUAUGUUGUUAUUCACCCGCAAGGAACUCCUCCGGGGUUCUCACCUCAGCAAAGUGUUGCACCGCGGGCAGUGACCGCUGCCCUUGCUGA
This is a messenger RNA of Colletotrichum navitas, 177 nucleotides long. RefSeq lists its product as uncharacterized. The annotation marks the transcript as partial. NCBI's taxonomy places the organism in Eukaryota, Fungi, Ascomycota, Sordariomycetes, Glomerellales, Glomerellaceae. The transcript has 2 exons. The record is from RefSeq and is a predicted model, not a curated record.